Messenger RNA from Sclerotinia trifoliorum, 1485 nucleotides. The record is from the annotation of a GenBank genome assembly. Lineage: Eukaryota; Fungi; Ascomycota; Leotiomycetes; Helotiales; Sclerotiniaceae.
AUGAACAAAUCAAACAAUCCUUGCUUUUACAACGAUGCUAUGAGUCCCUCGCCUGCAAAGGACGCCACGAGCGUCGCCCAAUCAAAUUAUUCACCUCUUCGUGCUCCCGGGUUGACAUUUACCUUGACAUACCAUCUUAAGAACCCACGAAAUCUUGAAACCUCACGGAAGGCAAUUGCUCCUCUGAGCUUCGGUUCUAAUACCGAUACUGGUGUUGGAGCUAUAAGUCAUUGUGCGCAGGCUUCGCAACGCAGCUUUGAGGCAGAUAUCACAGACCAGAAUAGUGAUGGUGAAGAGUCAGCUUCCGCCACGGAGGACGAUUAUGAUGGGGAUGAGAGCAUGAAUGAUGACUCUGAGUACAUGAUGGUUGGAGCCCAGCAGGAACAUACUCUCGGAGACACCUUCAUAGAAUGUCGCAGUUGUGGAGAUAUUUUCGACUACUCACGAUAUGCCCUGUGGGUACCUGGAUAUCAGCGAAAAUUACGACGAUCUCUUCGAAUGCCAUCUGAAGACACACACCCUCAGAUUGUCAGAUGUCCAGGAUGCGACGCUGAGAAUUGUAUGGCCUGCGAGAAACCUCCUCAUGAAUAUUCCUGUUUCUAUGAGCAUGCUCAUGUCGUAUGGCAUGCUUUAUGUACCGUUGACGAUGCCAUUGUUCAACAUCGCAAGGUGUCUCCAUACAAAAGAGACAACAAGAGUCUUGAAGCCGCGGUUGUAAAAGCCCUAAACAUCCUCCUCGAACAUAUACCAAAAGAUUCUAAGGCCUCGCUGGACUAUUCUGACCUCAUCCGGAAGAGUUUGUUGCUAGACCAGGUGGCAGUCACAAUUGGAAAUAUGACUGCUGAAAAUCGAUUCGACACUGUUUGCCUACAAUCCUGGUCAUUCAUCCACAUGCUCUCUGAGCGCAAGAAUCUGUUCGGCUUGUUGAUUGAAAACCGACUUGAGCUCCUGAGAGACUUAUCUCCUGGUGUUAGGAUCUUGGGAUUCCCAGUCUCCUUUUUCCCUGUCGAAUUGACCUACGACGCUGACCGAUAUGCCCCCUUGACCUACACUAUAUGGUCUCUCAUCCGCCGCAACUACCAGUCAGCACAUGAGUACCUGUCCGCGGAUACUGAACUAAAUGAUAAGUGGCCGGCGGUGCAAUUAGCACGGAAUAUUGUUCAACUCUAUGAUGAUCUGAAGAAGCAAUCACAACCAUCUGAGCUCACCCUUUUUAUGCAAGCCCAGCAAUUGCAAUCCUUUUCGGCACGUCUUGAAGAGAUGCAUCGAGUUAGCGGCACAGAAUACGGAGCUGUAAAGGAGAAUAUCAGAGUUGCACGAUCUCCGUGGCUGGUCAAGAAGCGAGGUCAGGAUGAUGGGGAUGAUUGUGAUGACACUGGAGGCAAGAGAAGAAAGACUCCUACUCAGGCUAUGGGACAUGGUUUAGCGAGUGAAAAUGACUGGACUGCAAGCAAAAGUGGGGGAUGGUGGAAGAUUGUCCAGUAG